Molecule: messenger RNA, 4809 nt
Organism: Scophthalmus maximus (turbot)
Lineage: Eukaryota; Metazoa; Chordata; Actinopteri; Pleuronectiformes; Scophthalmidae
Gene: ube4a
Product: ubiquitination factor E4A (UFD2 homolog, yeast)
Exons: 20
Coding region: 171-3398 (1075 amino acids)
Biological process (GO): protein polyubiquitination
Cellular component (GO): nucleus; ubiquitin ligase complex; cytoplasm
Molecular function (GO): ubiquitin-ubiquitin ligase activity
Source: RefSeq, a predicted model, not a curated record
UACUCAGCAGAGCGGACUCCUCGUCUCCGUUUGAUGACGUUGAUAAUUUCUGUUUACUAGGGAACUCCCACUGGCUUCGUACAAGAUAUUUGUUUUAACCAAAAAACGCGGAUUUCUUCCCGUCGAACAGGCCGCGAUCUUGGAUGGAGUGAUUGUUGAGCCCCAGUGAGAUGACUGACCAGGGCAACAACAACCAGAACAUCUCCUGCAACCCCUUCGCUGCCCUCUUCAGCUCCGUGGCUGAUGCUACACAGUUUGCAUCAGGCCAGAAACCGCUGUCCACCGAACCACAGCUGGAGGGCUCGGGAGAGAGCCAGUCAGACUCAGACAACUCUGUGUCAGACAGCGUUGAUGACAAUGACGACUCUGUGGCAGAGAUCAGCCGCUCGUUCCGGUCCCGCCAGGAGCUGUGUGAACAGCUCAACGUCAAUCACAUGAUCCAGCGAAUAUUCCUCAUUACUCUGGACAACAGUGAUCCCAGUCUAAGAGGAGGUAAUGGGACCCCCCCUCGCUGCGUGUUCUUGGAGGAGAUGGCUGCAGAUCUGGAUGGACAGGACUGGCUGGAUAUGGACAACAUAGAGCAGGCUCUGUUUAACCGCCUGCUGCUGCCAGAGCCUGGAAACCACCUCAUCUACAUGACAUCAUGUAGCGCGGUAAACCUGUCUGCUGACCGUGAUGCUGGAGAGAAAUGUGCCAUCCCUUAUCUUUUUGCUUGUUUCCAGAGGGCCAAGGAAGAGGUGACAAAGGUACCAGAGAAGUUGCUGUCGUUUGCUGUUCGCUGUAAGAAUCUAACGGUGUCUAACACACGGACAGUUCUGCUCACCCCAGAGAUCUACAUCAGCCAGAAUGUCUACGAACAGCUUCUGGACCUGCUGCUGGAAGGUUUCAAUGGAGCACAGUCAGAGGAAGUGAUUGAGUUUGUGGACGAGGUCAUUGCUGGCGUGCUCUCUGACCAGGAAGUGCGUACCUUCGAGGAGGUGAUAGUACCAGUGUUUGACAUCUUCCACGGACGCAUCAAAGACUUGGACCUCUGUCAGCCUCUCCUCUACACCUACUUAGACGUUCUCCUCUAUUUCAGCCACCAUAAAGAUAUCGCUAAGGUAUUGAUGGAAUACAUUCAGCCCAAAGACCCAGCCAAUGGUAUGCAGUACCAGAAGAGCCUGUUGGGGGCAGUUUUGAAUAUCUCCUGCUUGUUAAAAACCCCAGGUGUGGUUGAGGGACAUGGCUACUUCCUGAACCCCUCCCGCUCCAGUGCCCAGGAGACAAAGGUCCAGGAGGCCAACAUCUACCAGUUUAUGGGCCAGUUUCACGACAAGCUGCACCAAAUCUUGAAAAACCUGCUUCAGAGAUCUGGUGAGACGCGCCACCUGCUGCUGUCGUGGCUGGGCAGCUGUCUGCAGGCCAACGCCGGCCGGGCGAAGAUAUGGGCCAAUCAGAUGCCAGAGAUCUUCUUCCAGAUGUAUGCUUCAGAUGCAUUCUUUUUGAACCUGGGUGCAGCUCUGUUUAAGCUGUGCCAGCCUUUCUGCAGGCCUCGUUCGCCCAAACUGCUCACCUUCAACCCCACCUACUGCGGCUUCAAGGAUCUGAGUGAAGAAGAGAGGCGGAAUCGCAAUGUUCAUGCGAGGGGUCUCGACAAGGAAACCUGUCUGAUCCCGGUGCCCCCUCAACAGCCAGUGGAGUUUGCACAGUCCUACAGCCUGCUGACUGAAAACCUCAUCCUCACACAACUCACCCUGCAUCUAGGCUUCCACAGACUCCAUGAGCAAAUGGUGAAGAUGAACCAGUCUCUCCACCGGCUCCAGGUGACGUGGCAGGAGGCCCAGCGGACUGGCAACCCGAUGUCGGAGCAGCUCCUGGAGCAGUUUGAGCGUCUGAUGAUUGUGUACCUGUCAACCAAAGCUGCCACUACGCAGCCUGCCAUGCUGCAAUGCUGCCUUAACCUCCAAGCUUCCACUGCUGCUCUGCUAGUUCAGCUUAGUGUGGGAAACCAGGGGACUGAACAUGUAGCGCUCAGUUUCCCGCUGCCCUCCAUGCAGAAUACUCUGCUCUGCUAUGUACCGGAGUUUUUUGCAGAAAACUUGGGAGAUUUUUUCAUUUUUCUGCGGCGAUUUGCUGACGAUGUCUUGGAGACUUCUACAGAAAAUCUGGAGCAGAUUUUUAACUUCAUCACUGUCUUCAUGGGUAAUGUGGAGAGGAUGAAGAACCCACACUUAAGGGCAAAGCUUGCGGAAGUCUUAGAGGCGGUGAUGCCACACAUGGAGCCUGUAGUUCCUGGUGCUGCUCAGCCAAUUGUGUUCCAGCGAGAGAGAGUCUUCUGUUCCUACAAAUAUGCACCUCAGCUGGCCGAGGCCCUCAUCACUGUGUUUGUAGACAUUGAAUUCACAGGUGAUCCUCAUCAGUUUGAACAGAAAUUCAACUACAGAAGGCCCAUGUAUCCCAUCCUCAAGUACAUGUGGGGCAAAGAUAACUACAGAGAGAGCGUCAAGCAUUUGGCCGACUAUGCAUCCGAGAACCUGGAGGCCAUGAAUCCCCCUCUGUUCCUCAGGUUCCUCAACUUACUGAUGAAUGAUGCCAUCUUCCUCCUGGAUGAGGCUAUUCAGUACCUGAGUAAAAUCAAGGUUCUGCAGCUGGAGCGGGAUCGAGGGGAGUGGGAAGGCCUGGCCCCUGAUGCCCGAAGAGAGAAAGAGUCAAGCCUGCAGAUGUUUGGACAGCUGGGACGUUUCCACAACAUCAUGUCGAAUGAGACCAUCGGCACACUGGCCUUUCUCACCUCAGAUAUCAAGGGGAUCUUUGUGCACCCCUUCCUGGCUGAGAGGAUCAUCUCCAUGCUGAACUACUUCCUGCAGCACCUGGUGGGUCCUAAGAUGGGUGCCCUUAAAGUCAAGGACUUCAGUGAGUUCGACUUCAAGCCCCAGCAGCUUGUUUCCGAUAUCUGCACCAUCUACCUAAACCUGGGUGAUGAGGAGAAUUUCUGUGCUACAGUCCCAAAGGAUGGAAGAUCGUACUCUGCUACCCUCUUUUCCCAGACUGUUAGGGUACUGAAGAAGAUCAACAAACCUGGUGACAUGAUUGUCGCUUUUGGACUUUUUGCUGAUAAAAUAAAGCCCCAUGCAGAUAGACAGCAGCAGGAAGAGGAGACAUAUUCAGAUGCUCCAGAUGAGUUCUUGGACCCCAUCAUGUCCACUCUGAUGCUGGAUCCUGUUCUUCUCCCUUCUUCCAACGUAACAGUCGAUCGCCCAACAAUAGCAAGGCAUCUCCUUAGUGACCAGACAGACCCUUUCAACCGUAGUCCUCUAACCAUGGACCAGAUCAGGCCAAAUGAGGAACUCAAACAGCAGAUUUUACAGUGGCUGGAUAAGCAUAAGCAGGAGAGGCUGCAGCUGGGACCCAGUGGCUAGCUGUGAUCCCUCACUGUGACAAACAAUGACUGCAUCUUUGUUUUCUUUCCUGGCCUGCAUCUCAUGUGCUCCUCUGCUUCUUGGCUAAUCCACUGUGUGCUUUCCUCUGUGGAUUUUCUUCUGAGUCCUCAGAUACGACUAAUGUUGCAUUAGGCUUUUCAUGCAGCCUUCAUCCUCUGUGGAUUCUCUCUGCCACAGCAGUCCAGACAACCUGUAGCGCAGCGGCUGGUGGCAACUUCAAAAUCCAUGCACAGCAGCCGUUUGACUCCACUGACUCUGCUUCCUUUUCCCCUGAAUACCGUGUAUUGAUUAGUUAUUAUUACAGUCAGGGCUGUGGCCAGAGGUAUCAGUUUCAACAGGACUUGUUGAAUGUACUGAAUGAACUCCUGCCUAACCAGCUGGCCACGACAAGAUUUUAUACAGCAAGGUAAGUAUUUUUGGGAACUCAUUAGGCAGAACAUGGAUGGAGUCAUUUAUGAUUUAACCUUGAUUUCACCUUCAUAAAGAAUACAUCACACACUGCCUUUCAAAGGUCUUGAACAUCCUAUAUUUGAGCAUUUUGGUGAUAUCUCAAGCACCAUUGUAAAUAGAAUUAGCAAGUAAGAUUAAAGUUGAAUUAAACUCUGACUUUUAUUUUAUUAGAAAUAAUCUGGAGAUAUUCAAAACAUGUAGCACAAAAUCCUACUGUGUAUUUUGAAAUGUAUACAUAAAGUUUUUGCUGAUUUGUCCAGUACCUGUUUGACUGAGCUGAACGGCUUCCAAACUUGAAUCUCAUUACUAAUUUCAGUAAGGUUAAAUUUGUAAUUGCACCUAUAUUAUGUACUCAUUUUAAUUUUAAGGUCUUGAGGAUGGCCAUAUUUCUUGAAAUUGGACCAAAAAAGAAUAUAGAAGAAUAUAGGGUUCAAUUAUCUUUGACUGGUGGUCCAUAUGAUAGUCAUUGCCAUCCUUUGAAUUAACAUCACCAGAUGGAAGUGAUCCUGAACUGGUUUUUGUGUGAAUGCAUAGCAUAUUAACAUGUGGGCAGACAGCUGAUCAAUAGAUCUGGUGCCUAAAACCAAGAGCCUUGCAAGUAAAUGUCAGCAAUUGAGGAUCUGACUUGUUUCAUACUUAUAAGAGACAUAGUUAUGAGUUUGUAAAUGAAAGAAAGAAAAUCAGACAAGGUAACUUGUUAUUGAGUAGCUUUUUGAAUUAAAGGGUUUUUAAUUCAUAAUUAAAUGUGGUUGUAUAAAAUGGCAAAAUGUGAUAGAAAUACACAAAGAUGUAUUUGUUGGCAUGCUCUCAUACUGUAUGUUGAAUAUCUACCAUCUGAAGGAUUAUGUGGGUUAAAUUAUGAUGCAAUAUCUUUGUUUUAAUUGUGUUUAUUUGAAUGUACAGUAUGAUUUAAGAAAUAAAACUAAUGUGCGUUAUAUAA